Rhodofomes roseus is the source of this 567-nucleotide messenger RNA. RefSeq lists its product as uncharacterized. NCBI's taxonomy places the organism in Eukaryota, Fungi, Basidiomycota, Agaricomycetes, Polyporales, Fomitopsidaceae. The transcript has 2 exons. The record is from RefSeq and is a predicted model, not a curated record. Bases 86 to 376 code for a protein of 96 amino acids.
UCAGACAGAGAAGUCGUCGCGAUCAUGAUCGACUUGCCCAGGUUGAGUUCGCUACAUAGACUGUCCUCGGCGCACUCACCGCCUUAUGCUGUACUUGGUGACGCUGUCAUUUCUUCUUGUGCAUGCGGUGCGUGGCAGCUCAGCUUCAUUGUUGCAUUUAACUCCAAGAGGUGCUUUCGGUGGCAGACCAACAACUCGGCAACACCUAUACCAUAGUCGAAGGAUGUUCGACUCGACCGAGCCGAGGACAUCCGGUGCUUCUCCGUCUCAAUGCCGGCGGAUGUUCACUUCAUUCCAGCCGGCUUAUCUCGAGCACUUAUCUCUGGUGGUUCGUGCUUCUGGCUUCUACAGAGGAAGUCGCAUGGGCUACGACUGAUCACGUUUGCGUUUGCUGACCCGAGGCCGCACGGCUGGUACACACGUCCGCUCACCAUGAGUCCGCGCGGCGCCGUCAUCGAGGAUCACAGUCGUGCUGUCGUCCCGCCGCGCCUUGAACACACCUCCAUAUGAUCGCCUUGAUGCGUUCCCAAAGACGGCAUACUUACGCAGCUUGUUCCGCCCGUUUUC